Molecule: messenger RNA, 1198 nt
Organism: Gigantopelta aegis
Lineage: Eukaryota; Metazoa; Mollusca; Gastropoda; Neomphalida; Peltospiridae
Product: sigma intracellular receptor 2-like
Exons: 3
Coding region: 326-850 (174 amino acids)
Cellular component (GO): endoplasmic reticulum
Source: RefSeq, a predicted model, not a curated record
AUAACUCGAAUUACCGUGGAAACAAAUAAAAUGGGAGUGUGUUUAUCUUGAAUGAAACUUGAUUGGAAAUGUUGGAGAAUAUGUGUUAGUGUAACCGUAGUCAGUGCAUAUUAUAUAUAUACACAUGUAGAUACAUGUACAUAUAUAUGCUUGCUGAGAAAGGUCUUUGGAUAUCCUGAAGGUUGAAGUGAUGCUAUCUUGAGUCACUUUGCUCAGGGCGGAAAGUCGGUUCCGGCGGCUUACUUACUGUGCUAGAGUCAAAGGCUGUACUGCACCAGUGAAAUAAUGAUGUGCUGUCUUCUGUGUUAGAAGUGGAGAUAAAGAGAUGGCAAAAUCUCGGCGGGUUGUGGACGUUGUUUUGUCCGGAUAUUUCGUCUGGCAAGUAGUUUCAACCAUCUUGUUCGACACCCAGUGUUUGUUACCAGCAUGGAUUUACCCAAAGCCCCUUCAAAACCUAUACCACUGGUAUCUGAAUGGUCAUCGGGACCCGUUUCUAGGGGCUACACCUUCUUUUCCCUGGUACAUGAGCACCUGUGUCGUGGAGUUCACGUUACAAAUACCUUUCUUUGUAGUAGCAGCAUAUGCAUAUUAUAAAGGUGCAGCUAACUGUCGGUGGAUUCGAAUUCCCGCCAUCAUAUCCUCCACUCACAUGCUGACGUCGAUCAUUUCCGUUCUUAUUAUGGCAAUGUUUGAAGACUUUAGCUCGUUCACCGUGCCUGCACCCAGAACUACCAGUGAACGACUCAAGCUGGCGUCAGUUUACUUUGCAUAUUUAAUAAUGACAUUAAUUAGUCUAUUUGAAGCGGUCUUUAGCAGUGUGUACAAAGAGGUAAAAACAAAAACUGGUUAAAGCUCAAAUAGACUAGAUGCGGCGCGUGCGUGCGGCCCGGAAAAAACCCCCAAUCGAAAUAAAAUAUUUUAAUGAGAGUGUCUAGAUUGGAUGCGUGUGAUGUUUGCGUCUGCAAAAUGUAUGAGGCCAGCCGCAGUGAAAUAAAUGUAUAUAGUUUAUAUACCCUAAACACAAGCCGCAAACGCAUCAGACGCAACAGUACUCGCGGCUUCCGGUUUUAAAUGGACAGACCCUAGUUUUUAAACUCCAAGGCAUGCUUUUCACUAUUAGAGCCAUUUAUGAUCACUGAAAUCAAACAUUACUUAUAUUUUAUUCUUUACAUUAUCCAUUUCCGUACAACCGAAGUGU